Messenger RNA from Pteropus alecto (black flying fox), 1718 nucleotides. Its product is annotated as T-cell surface glycoprotein CD1a. The coding region runs from base 108 to 1226 and encodes 372 amino acids. Gene Ontology annotation, biological process: antigen processing and presentation, exogenous lipid antigen via MHC class Ib; antigen processing and presentation, endogenous lipid antigen via MHC class Ib; positive regulation of T cell mediated cytotoxicity. The transcript is spliced from 8 exons. Gene Ontology annotation, molecular function: lipopeptide binding; endogenous lipid antigen binding; exogenous lipid antigen binding. Lineage: Eukaryota; Metazoa; Chordata; Mammalia; Chiroptera; Pteropodidae. Gene Ontology annotation, cellular component: external side of plasma membrane. The record is from RefSeq and is a predicted model, not a curated record.
CUUUGCAGCCCGCGUUCCGUCAGUGGAAGCCGUGCCAUGAAGAUCCUUUCCUAUGCCUAGGACCAACGCCGUACGGUCUUGCUGAUAUUCCCAGGGUAUCAGAGCACAUGGAAACACUACAAGAAAGCGUGAUCAGUGGGGAGCUGGCUGUCCAUGUACGCUCUGGAAUCUUGUCUCUAUUCUUUAACACGGAGGCUCUUGUUUGGAGAGUGAAUGAGUGGGGCGCCAGAGGAGACAAUAAGCAGGCAGACAGGCCAGUCUUCCAGGAGCAGAUCUUCCAAAUCAUCUACACCUCAUCUUUUUACAACCGUUCCUGGACACAAAGUUGGAGCUCGGGUUGGUUGGGAGACUUGCAGACUCAUAGCUGGGAGAGCAACUCGGGCAGAAUCAUUUUCCUGAGGCCUUGGUCAAAGGGAAACUUCAGCAAGAAGGAGAUAACAGAAGAGGAAGGAUUUUUCCGCAGAUUCCACAUUGAAUUGUAUCACAUACUUCACAACUAUGCCAGCCAAUGGAAGUUUGAAUAUCCCUUUGUGGUACAGAUGGCAACAGGCUGUGAGCUGCACUCUGGGGAAGCCAAGGAAGGCUUUGUGUGGUUUGCUUAUCAAGGAUCAGAGCUCCUGAGCUUCCAGAAUGAUUCAUGGUUGCCAUCUCCAAAGGGUGGAACUAGAGCUCAGCAGGUGUGCAGACUAUUUAAUCAGUCUAAGGGUGGCAAGAAAAUAACACAUGAACGCCUCAGUGACACUUGUCCACGUUUUCUCUUGGGUCUACUUGAUGCAGGGAAGGCAGAUCUCCAGAGACAAGUAAGGCCAGAGGCUUGGCUGUCCAUUGGCCUCAAUCCUGGUUCUGACCAUCGGAUGCUAAUUUGUCAUGUCUCUGGCUUCUACCCAAAGCCGAUUUGGGCUAUGUGGAUGCGAGGUGAGCAGGUACAACAAGGCACUCAGCGAAGGGAUGUCUUGCCCAAUGCUGAUGGGACAUGGUAUCUCAGGAUUUACUUGAAUGUGGAAACCAUUGAGACAUCUGGCCUGUCUUGCCGAGUGAGACACAGCAGUCUAGGAGGCAAGGACAUCAUCCUCUACUUGGAUAAACCCACAGAGCAUCUCAAGUCCAUGGGCUUGAUUAUCUUGGCAGUGAUGGUGCUCCUGGUGCUUCUGGCAGGUCUUGCAUUUUGGCUUAGGAAACGCUGGACACACUGUGACCCUCCUCUCACACUUACUCCCUCGGAAUGAGAUUCCAGUUGCUGAGGGACUCAGGACGCAGCGUGGUGAUGAUGUCCUUUCAACUCUUCUUGUAUACUUUUGUUAUUUUUUGUAUGUUUAUUCUUAAUGAUUAGUUGUUAAUACAAGUUAAAUGUAAUUUUGCAGGAAUUUUUUUUUUUUUGACCUGAAGUCUGAGAUUUUAAAACUCAUAUUUUAACUCUGGAUAAAAUGAGAUCAUAGCAACAUCUACAUAUUCAAAAAUUAAUGGAUAUUCAGCCUAUUUCAGAUGUCACUUCCUUCUGAUGCACUUGUGGAAACAGUAUCUGAACUAUCGCACUUGCAGUGUACCUUGCUAAAUCUUCUUUCUAGCCUUUGUUACAGCUAUAUAUGUCCCUCUUACCUUUGUAAUGUUAAGCUUCAAGAGAGCAAAGUUCAUGUCUUUUUAAUAUGAUAUCAUUGACAGAGUUUAUUAAAUGCAUGUAAUAUUUUCUCAUUAAAAACCUGUGUUGAAUUUAUGCCAAA